AUGGAAUCUACACAACAGCACCCAUUAAAUCCACAAAGCAAUGUUUCCAAAUUCACAGGCUACCAUCCAGACAAAUACGCAAUUGACGAUAUUUCUUUAACGGUUAAAACAGACGAAAGUCUGGCGCCAGGUAGACCGCCAGUUCUAACUCAGCAGACAGUGGGAAAAUUUCUCCAGCCCUUGACUAGAGCUUUGGUUGAGGUUCCACCUAGGCCAACAAUUGAUGAGCUUCCCGACGCCGUUAUAGACAACAUGGUGCUAAAGGACAAAGCAUUCUGGGUGGACAAGCCCGGUGCAAAUGCGUAUACCUUACACGAUGCAUAUUACAACUAUGGGAUGACAACAGAAAAGGUCUUACCCCCCCACCAAGAUGUCUUCCCCAGAUCGUACCAGUACGACUUGGAUUGCGUCAAGUACCGGCGGCUUCAUGCAUGCGACGAUUUCAGGCGAACUGAGGACACGACGAAGAAACACCCCCUUUGUCGAGAUUGCAAGAUGUCGAAGGUAUCUGAUGUCGUAUACCCUGCGAUGCCUAUUGAAGAGUCUUCGACGCAAAAGAGAUGGAGAUAUUACCCGGACGUAUCUGCUACUCUAUCUCCUGACGAAAUCAGCGAAAGGAUGAAUGAGUAUAUAUUUUGA
Leptosia nina is the source of this 639-nucleotide messenger RNA. Lineage: Eukaryota; Metazoa; Arthropoda; Insecta; Lepidoptera; Pieridae. The record is from the annotation of a GenBank genome assembly.